This is a messenger RNA of Saccostrea cuccullata (small rock oyster), 1978 nucleotides long. Its product is annotated as 2-oxoisovalerate dehydrogenase subunit beta, mitochondrial-like. Bases 30 to 1151 code for a protein of 373 amino acids. Gene Ontology annotation, molecular function: catalytic activity. The transcript has 9 exons. The record is from RefSeq and is a predicted model, not a curated record. Lineage: Eukaryota; Metazoa; Mollusca; Bivalvia; Ostreida; Ostreidae. Gene Ontology annotation, biological process: branched-chain amino acid catabolic process; response to nutrient.
GCGGAGCAGUGUUGAAAACGAAAGUAGAAAUGGCAGCCUCUGUGAAAACAAUACUAAGGGGGCUUCGCCGUUGUGCGGUAUUAGAAGGGGUCUCCAGGCAGACAGCCCUUAAUUUUGCCAGAUCUGCUCACUUUACAUAUGUACCCGACACGCCAUCAGCUGUAUAUGGGGACACAACUCGUAUGAACCUAGUCCAGGCAAUUAACAACACAUUAGAUUUGACACUAGCAACAGACCCCACAGCAGUUUUAUUUGGGGAAGAUGUGGCAUUUGGAGGAGUAUUUAGGUGUAGCAAUGAACUGAAAGAUAAACAUGGUGGAGAUAGAGUUUUUAAUAGUCCCCUCAGUGAGCAGGGUAUCGUGGCCUUUGGUAUUGGUCUGGCCGUAGCAGGUUCUACAGCUAUCGCAGAAAUACAGUUUGCUGAUUACAUCUUCCCAGCUUUUGAUCAAAUAACUAACGAGGCAGCAAAGUUCCGCUACAGGACGGGAGACUUGUUUGACUGUGGGAAACUGACGAUCCGGACCCCCUGCAGCGCUGUAGGUCACGGCGCCCUCUAUCACUCACAGAGUCCCGAGGCUUUCUUUGCUCAUGUACCAGGGCUUAAGAUUGUGAUGCCGCGAGGCCCCUACCAGGCCAAGGGCCUCCUUCUGAGUUGUAUCAGAGACCCCAACCCUUGUAUCUUCUUUGAGCCUAAGAUCCUGUAUCGGGGCGCCAUAGAGGAGGUACCUACAAAGGACUACACAUUACCACUGUCUCAAGCUGAAGUCGUGUUAGAAGGUGACAAUGUAACAUUAGUUGGAUGGGGAACUCAAGUCCAUGUUUUAUUAGAGGUUGCCAAAAUUGCUCAGGAUAAACUUGGUGUAUCAUGUGAAGUUAUUGACCUCCGGACAAUACUGCCCUGGGACUCAGACACCAUCUGUAAGUCUGUGGUUAAAACGGGCAGAUUACUAGUUGCCCAUGAGGCUCCCCUUACUAUGGGCUUCGCAGCUGAAAUCGCAGCAACAGUACAGUCUGAGUGUUUCCUGAACUUGGAGGCACCCAUUGAACGAGUGUGUGGCUAUGACACUCCGUUUCCCCAUGUGUACGAGGCUUUCUACAUCCCUGAUAAAUGGAAAUGUCUAGAAGGAAUCAAGAAGUUAAUUAAUUACUGAACUAUUCUGGGAACUCUAAGUCACAUCACAAUCAAAAAAUACAAUACAGGCAUAUUGUAUAAAAUGCUGGUUGCUGGCUGCGAAAAGGAGUGUGAAAAUCCAAAGGGGAGAAAAAAGUCAUUUUCUGCAAAAACUGUUUUGUACUUAAAUAUGUAGCUGAUUAAAUUUUAGGAGCCAGGUUUUUGUUGCAUAAAAUGAUUUCUCCUCUUAUUUUACACAAAACUUGAAGAAAAAAUAUGACAGUUGCAUAACUGUAGUGUAAUAACCUAACACAUUUAUCAAUUGAGGAUUAAGAUAUAUUCCAUAGUGUGUGAAUUUCAACAGGUCUCUAUCUCAGUUUUCAUUUUGUACAAUUCGGUUUACCACUGCUAAUUAAGCUAAUACAAGACCUUUGCGAACUCGUACCCAUUUUGGGACGGAGUAGUGUAUUCAAAAACUUUCAAACCUGUAAAUAUAUACUCAUGAAAUACGAACUAGAAAUUCAUAAAAAUCUAUUUAUUCAGCAUUUUGAAUUGUUGAGUACUCGACUACUGCGUACUUGUUUUAAACAGCUGAAUUUUUUAAGUGAUCCAAUUUUGAUAUUGAAGACUUAUCUGCACUCUGUAGUGGAAAUUGACCUAUUUAAAGUGACUAUGAAGGACAUUUGCAAAGUACUCCAUAAUUAUAUCAUAAAGAUGUGUGAGAAAAUAUUAAACUUGUACACCGAGUUAAUGAUGAGAAAAGGAAAAGAGAAUCUGCAAAUCAUGCAAUUUUUGUGACACUUUGUUUACUGACUUGAAUCUCAUAUGAUGCAUAUCAUGAAUGCUAUUAAAUUAUUUGGUGUAUUA